This is a messenger RNA of Manduca sexta (tobacco hornworm), 944 nucleotides long. RefSeq lists its product as uncharacterized. Lineage: Eukaryota; Metazoa; Arthropoda; Insecta; Lepidoptera; Sphingidae. The transcript has a single exon. The annotation marks the transcript as partial. The record is from RefSeq and is a predicted model, not a curated record.
AUGCGGCCGUACUGUCUGACGUUCGUCGUCAUCGUAGCCGUAGUAUUAGCGGAGCCGUAUGCCAAGCGCGGAGGGAGGGAGGCGGAGGCGGAGGCGAGGCGCAGACGCAGUAGCAGUGGCGGUAGUUCCUCACACUACUCGUAUCCCAGCUCUUCCGGCUACUCGGGUAAUAGCGCCGGCAAUUCGCACUCCUACCCUUCAAGUACUGGACUCUCUGGUAACAGUCAGAAAACAACGUACCAACAAAGCCAGCAGCAACACGCGUACCCCUCUGGUACUGGACUCUCCGGCUCUGGUCAUACAACGUAUCAACAAAACCAGCAACACCACACCAACACACACAACAGCUAUUCAAAGACCGAAGUACACCACCACUAUCAUUACAGCCCUCCGCCGCGGAUCAGUUACGGUUCAACUUACCACCCUGUGUAUCAGGCGUCCCCUCCCAUCUAUGUAUACGAGUAUAGAAAUUCGGGAAGCAGAUUCGAUACCUUGCUCACUGGCUUAGCUUUGUAUAACUUGGGACGUAUGUCAGAAAGACAUAGCCACUACGACGUUAAUCGAGAAUACAGGACUAAUCCUGGUGAGGUAUGUAAAUUGGGUAUAAGCAAGCAUAAUGGAGAGUACGAGGAGACCCGUAUAGAUUUCAGGUUGAUGACGAGCUUCAUCUUGGAGAGUGGAACUCAACCUGCCACCACGAAUCAUAACGUUGUGUCGACCAAUAAGUCCACCACUACUGUCGUAGAGAUCACGAACGGCACUGGAAAUAACGGUACUUCAAACACCAAAGUAACAACAGUGACUGAGAACAAGACGGUGGUAAACGCGUUGGAAGUGAAAGGACCUUCAAUAUCAGUCACACCCGACAUGAAAUGCUUCAUGAUUCAUAUUUCGAGGGACACGUCUAUGACCAAAAGGAAUGUAGACUGUGCUUUAUUACAAAU